Molecule: messenger RNA, 1696 nt
Organism: Xenopus laevis (African clawed frog)
Lineage: Eukaryota; Metazoa; Chordata; Amphibia; Anura; Pipidae
Gene: alg1.L
Product: ALG1, chitobiosyldiphosphodolichol beta-mannosyltransferase L homeolog
Cellular component (GO): endoplasmic reticulum; endoplasmic reticulum membrane
Molecular function (GO): mannosyltransferase activity; chitobiosyldiphosphodolichol beta-mannosyltransferase activity; glycosyltransferase activity
Source: RefSeq, marked provisional
AAAAUGGCGUGUGUUAGGAAGCUCAUAUUGCUUGCGGUAGUUUUGUCCUGUGGCACUGCGGCUUUAUGCGGUGCUAGUUUUUUAAACUACAUACUGUUCCUCUGUGUGCUGCCCGCGCUAUUGCUUGCUUGGACUGAUAAUCCGAAAGGUAACAAGCGGAUUUGCGUGCUUGUUCUUGGAGACAUCGGCCGUAGCCCGCGGAUGACGUAUCACGCGCUGUCAUUGGCUCGGCAUGGGUUUUUUGUGACCCUUGCAGGCUUCCGUGAAUCUGAACCCCAUAGAGAGCUCUUACAUCAUGAAAGAAUAAAUAUUCAGCCAAUUUCUGAAUUUAGAAUGUUUAAAGUUGGCCCACGGAUGUUUCAGUACUUUGUUAAGGUGAUUGUUCAGGCUUUUCAGCUUUUUUACAUAUUACUGAAGAUUGAUCCCCUUUCAUAUAUCAUUCUUCAGAAUCCUCCAGGCUUGCCUAGUAUUGCAGUUACGUGGUUGUUUUGUGUUCUAAGAAGGAGCCAACUCAUAAUUGACUGGCAUAACUAUGGCUAUUCAAUCAUGAGCCUGACAAAUGGACCAAAGCAUCCAAUUGUGCGAAUUGCAAAAUGGUAUGAAUAUGUGUUUGGGCGUCUGUCUGAUUAUAACUUUUGUGUGACUAAUGCAAUGAAGGAUGACUUAAUGGUUAACUGGAACAUCAAAGCUGCUACUCUCUAUGAUAAGCCUGCCUCCAUUUUUCGAGAAACCCCAAUUGAAAUGCAGCACAAAUUAUUCUUGAAUCUUGCAAAGGAGUAUCCACCAUUCAGAUAUCAGUCACAAUCUAAAUGCUCAGGCACUGAAAAAACUGCUUUCACUGAUUUAACCCUGGAAAAUGGUGCUGUUAACUACAACAAGGAGCGCCCUGCAUUAUUAAUCAGUAGUACAAGCUGGACAGAGGAUGAAGACUUUUCAGUAUUACUGAAAGCACUUGAAGAGUAUGAAUUGUAUAUUCGAAAUGGAGCCAAACUUCCAUCACUUGUUUGUGUUAUAACAGGAAAGGGGCCUUUAAAGGAACACUACAGUCGGCUAAUUAAAGAGAUGCAGUUUAAGAACAUCCAGAUUUGCACACCAUGGUUGGAGGCAGAAGAUUAUCCACUUUUAUUGGGAUCGGCUGAUCUGGGAGUGUGUCUCCACAAGUCAUCCAGUGGCCUGGACCUUCCAAUGAAAGUGGUGGAUAUGUUUGGUUGCUGUCUUCCUGUUUGUGCAAUUAAAUUUAAAUGUUUACAUGAACUUGUAAAACAUGAAGAAAAUGGUUUAAUAUUUGAAGAUGCACUUGAGCUUGCUGAACAAUUAAAGGAUAUGUUUAUGGAUUUUACGAGUAAGUCAAGCAAACUUAAUAGAUUUCGACAAAAUCUCUGUGAAUCUGUACAAAUACGCUGGGAUGAAUCCUGGGACCAGAUUGUUCUACCGCUGAUCACAGAAAACUGUAAAACUUAGCUGCGGCAUUGCAUAGAACUGUUACUCUGCCUCCAUGUUUUGGAUGCUGUAAGACUGCAUGCAGAAAACUAGAACCCGCUGAGUUCAAGUGGAAAUCGUAGGUUCUACAGUCAACACAUUACACUGUGAAAGAUCCGAUGAAUGUGUUUCUUCUUGUUACUGGUCACGUGCAUAAAUAUACUGUAUAUUUUUUAUUUGGAUGGUAGUAAUUUAAUAAAAUUAUUCUUGGACCAAA